AUGACUGUCAAGUUGCAGUGGCCUACUUUCAAGCGUUGUCAACCCGUCACAAAUGUCAUGUUCCUCAAGACACACAAGACUGCCAGCAGCACUAUCCUCAACAUCCUCUACCGCUUCUCAGAGAAACACAACCUCACAGUGGCCCUUCCAAGUGGUGACAUGGUCCACUUGGGCUACCCUCGGCUCUUCCAGGCAACAGAUGUUGAGGGGUUCAAAACAACUGGCCAGAACUUCAACAUCAUGGGUAACCACCUGAGGUUUAAUUUACCAGAGGUAAGAAGAGUAAUGCCGGAUGACACUUUUUAUUUUUCAAUCCUGAGGGACCCAGCCUCGUUGCUUGAAUCAUCCUAUGUUUAUUACAAAACAUAUUCACCAGCAUUUAGAAACUCCAAGAAUGUGAAUGAGUUUCUCUCAUCGCCAUGGUCAUACUACAAGCUUGAUGAAAAGGACAGUAAUAUAUAUGCCAAGAACAACAUGUGGUUUGACUUGGGCUAUGACAACAAUAUGCCAUAUGAUGAGUAUCAUGUCCAGUCUGUAAUAGAGGAGAUUGAGCAGAAUUUCCAUUUGAUGCUGAUUGCUGAAUACUUCGAUGAGUCCAUGAUCCUUCUGAAGGAUACUUUGUGCUGGGAUUUGGAUGACGUGGUUUAUAUCAAGCUGAAUGCCCGGAGUCUAGACAGUAUCCAGGCUUUAAAUUCAGACAGCAAGGAAAAAGUGAAAGAAUGGUGUGCAUUGGACUGGAACCUUUACAAGCACUUCAAUGACACCUUCUGGAUUAAGAUUUUGGACAGGAUGGACUUAAAGACUUUGUACAAAGAAGUUGACCUUCUGCAGAAGAGACAGAAGGAACUAGUGGAGGUAUGCCUCUUGGAGAAAAAAGCAAUAGAUGAAACCAAAAUCAAAGACAAGAAACUGAAGCCCUACCAGUCAGGUCAUGCAAAAAUCCUGGGCUAUAACCUCAGGCAAGAUUUAGACAGUAAGACACUGAACACUUGCAAAAAGUUGAUCCGACCUGAGCUCCAAUAUAUGGCAUAUAUGUAUAGUCAUCAGUUCCCAAAUAAGACAAGCAAAUUCAUUAAUUUCAGAUAAAAAUCUAUCUUAUCACACACCAAGUUGAGGGACCAGCCUCUUGUUUGGGGCUUGCAAGAUUUUGUUCCAGACUGGAUCUUAAAACUUGUCAACAGACACAAAUGAAAUGGACAGUACUCAUCUAGUUUUAGUGGAAUUGUGUGUGUGUGUGUGUGUUUAAGUAGAACAUAAGUGCUAGAACAGAUUGCUCUGUGGCAGAGCUUAAGGAAGAAAAAACAGCACAAAGUUUUAUGGCAUUGUAAAAAGCUGGGUCGCGAUGACUCGGACACAACUUCGUGACUGACAACAACAACAAAAAGCUGUAGUGCAUAAGGCU
Varanus komodoensis (Komodo dragon) is the source of this 1402-nucleotide messenger RNA. RefSeq names its product galactose-3-O-sulfotransferase 2 (gene GAL3ST2). Bases 1 to 1086 code for a protein of 361 amino acids. Gene Ontology annotation, cellular component: membrane. The record is from RefSeq and is a predicted model, not a curated record. The transcript is spliced from 3 exons. Lineage: Eukaryota; Metazoa; Chordata; Lepidosauria; Squamata; Varanidae. Gene Ontology annotation, biological process: glycolipid biosynthetic process; glycoprotein biosynthetic process. Gene Ontology annotation, molecular function: galactosylceramide sulfotransferase activity.